CAGAGUUCUCUGCUAUUUAAAUCAUGCCUAUUUAUCACCUUCUCGACGGAAGUGAUGCAAGACGCACUGACGUGGCCGGAAACCCGACAUCUUGAAGGGAGGAAACGCCUCGAAGUUAAGGAGGAAACUUAAACUUUUCAGUGGAGUGAAAAAGGCGUCUCUCAAACAUGGGCAACAUAUUUGCAAACCUCUUUAAAGUCUUUGGCAAGAAAGAGAUGAGGAUUCUUAUGGUGGGUCUUGAUGCUGCUGGAAAGACAACGAUUCUGUACAAGCUGAAACUUGGAGAAAUUGUUACCACCAUCCCAACAAUAGGCUUUAACGUUGAAACUGUGGAGUACAAGAAUAUAAGUUUCACAGUUUGGGACGUUGGUGGUCAAGAUAAGAUUCGACCAUUGUGGCGUCAUUAUUUCCAGAACACACAAGGUCUGAUCUUUGUGGUUGACAGCAAUGACAGAGAGCGUGUGAAUGAAGCACGAGAGGAGCUGAUGAGAAUGUUGGCUGAGGAUGAGCUCAGGGAAGCAGUCCUGCUAGUGUUUGCCAACAAACAGGACCUACCGAAUGCCAUGAAUGCUGCAGAAAUCACAGAUAAGCUGGGGCUGCAUUCGCUUCGGCACAGGAACUGGUACAUUCAGGCCACGUGCGCCACAAGUGGCGAUGGGCUCUAUGAAGGACUCGAUUGGCUGUCCAACCAACUGAAAAACCACAAAUAAUGACUUCACUGUACUGUUCUUCCUUAGUUUGAUAUUCUCAACACUUGUUUUACUCUUUUGUUUUUAAACAAACGGUGCUGGAAGCUGCGCUCAUUUCAAACCUGAUUAAUGUGGAAGAAUAGGUCCCUACAGCAGGAAAAAGUGUUACUCACUUAAUGUAAAUAGUUUUUUUUUGUGUGUGUGUGUGUGAGGCAGCUUUUUGAGCACCAUUAUGCAAAAUACAUUUAGUCCUUUAUUGUUUAUUCCUCCCCUCCUCAGUUUUUCUGAGUCAUUGGAUAGAGUUUUAAGAACGUUAGUCCUGUAAACUCUGUCAGGUCUCAUUUGAAUCUUGCACAUGUAUUCUUUUAUUGUGCUUCUAAUAAGACUCUCUUUUAGAUGUACUGUAAACAAAGCUGUUUUGUUUGUCUUGAACAGAGUACAGGAAAUCAAACAUUACGGACACUACCUGAACAUAUUAUGGUUCAAAUUUGAGGAAGAGAAACCAAAAUCAUUACACAGUCUUCUCAGCCAAGGCUGACAAAACCUCUAAGCUUUACUGUCAUGAUACUUUAGGAGCCACAGAGGAGUGAUGCCUUUAAGUAAUAAGUUAGAUACACAAAGAUUCUCAUAUGAACUUUUUUUUCUUUUUUAAUAAUCAGAUUCCCAAUACACAACAUAUGUUUUUUGUGAAUAUGUAUGAGAAAAGUGUGGCUCAGGUUAACAUAGGUUUGAACAGUAAUGAUAAUUUUCAAGGGGAUUGGAGGUUGUUCCAUGAAAAUAUGACUAUAUAUAUAUAUAUAUAUAUAUAUAUAUAUAUAUAUAUAUAUAAUAUAUUAAAAAAAAUUGAAUUAUCCUACAAAAAUAGGCUUCAUUUUCUUUAUGCAAAAUAUUACAUGUAAUUAUUUUGGGGGGUGGGGGUGAAAUAUCCCUUGGCCAUGUUUUUUGAGAUUCACCUGGUAAGAUAAACUGAAACAUUAAUUAAAUUAAAUUUUCAUGUUUUGACACUGUUUAAGUGUUACUUUCAACUUUGUGUUCUGGAUUUAGGAAUAAACAACCCCAACCUCAUCUAAGCACAUGAUAACUUGAAAUCAGUAGUGCAUUUCUAUGGAUUUAAGACAAAACAACUAUAAGAAUGUUGGCAUGUUAAUAUCAAUGACAAUUGUUUGAGCUUUCUGUUUUGCUUGUAGAAGUCAUUUUCUCCCAGAGAAGCCCUGGUGCCUUUACAGUCCACAGAGACACUUGUUUGAGAUUAACAACCUUCAUGACCACUCACAUGGUCACUGUUAAUGCAAUGUUAGAGCUGAUGGUUUAAAAGACAACAUAUUUUUUUUCUUUUAUUCUCUCUUUCUCUUCCCAAUUAACCUCUGAUUUGGUAGACGCUGAUUACUUAGGGUCGGAACUAUGUGAAUAUCUUAGCAAAACGUUGUAUAGUGUGACUCCUAACCUAUGUCUUUUUUAUUAUUUUUCAUUUUGACAGAAAUGCACUGUAAUUAAAGAUAUUAGUAUAACUGGA
Messenger RNA from Ctenopharyngodon idella (grass carp), 2202 nucleotides. It is a transcript of the gene arf1, whose product is annotated as ADP-ribosylation factor 1. The coding region runs from base 168 to 710 and encodes 180 amino acids. The record is from RefSeq and is a predicted model, not a curated record. Gene Ontology annotation, biological process: intracellular protein transport; vesicle-mediated transport. Gene Ontology annotation, molecular function: GTP binding; GTPase activity. Gene Ontology annotation, cellular component: plasma membrane; cytoplasm. Lineage: Eukaryota; Metazoa; Chordata; Actinopteri; Cypriniformes; Xenocyprididae. The transcript is spliced from 5 exons.